AUGCAUACUUCCCGACUACUCCGAUCGGCGAUCUCGUUAUUGACCUUAUCAACUCAACUUCAUUUCUCUGCGGCAUCGCCGGUGGAUUUCGACGAGGCCAGCCUGGAAAAGCGCUGCGAAAACCCUUGUGGCUAUUACGGUCAGGUCUGCUGUACCAGCAGCCAGACAUGCAGUACGAGUAAUGGCCAAGCGGUCUGCGAAGACGGCGGCGGCAGCGACGGCGGCGGAUGGGAAUACCACACGACCACCUGGGUCGUCACCGAGACUGACACCUCGACUUUCACCUCAACAUGGAAAACGCGAGCCCCGAAACCAACAGCAACCGGGGGUGGCGGCUCGGGCAGUUGCAAGUCCGACCUUGGCGAGACGGUUUGCGGCAACACCUGCUGCGGAGCUGCAUAUGUCUGUUCCAACGACCAAUGUAUCAUGGGCAGUUCCUCCAUCUGGGCCACCGCUACAGCCCUGCCUCCUGUGAGAGGCACCAGUGCCAGCACCGUCACCGCCACCGCUUCUGCGACAACAACGCAAGCAUUCGAGACCCCCGUAGGCACGGACGGAGCGGCCAUGGUAGGGGUCAAGGCCCCAGACGAGGGAGGACUCAGCGGAGGAGCAAUUGCGGGCAUCGUGAUCGGAUCAAUCGCCGGUGCUUUCCUUCUGUUGCUGCUGUUGGCUUGUUUGUGUUGUCGCGGGGCACUGAAUUCUCUGUUCGCGUGUCUGGGUAUCGGAAGGAGAAGAAGAAAGGAAACGACGUAUGUCGAAGAUCGGUACUCUCAUCACUCGCAUGCGCAUGGUGGCAGACCCGAGGGACGCACCUGGUUCGGAGCCCGGCCCUCGGCCCCCGCGGAUGGUGAGAAGAAAUCGAAAUGGAGCAGCAUGGCGAGCAUCGGUAUCAUCCUCGGUGCGAUUGCGCUGUGUCUAGGAUUGAAGAGACGCAGAGACCACGACGAGAAGAGCGACUACACCUAUCCAAGCAGCUACUACACGUACUCGGAUUAUUACACCAACACCAGCGCAACGAAAGUUCGGAUAGGCGGACACGGCGCUCUCGACGAUCAUACCCACGCCCACCACGUUCACGACGAUCAUGAGCUUUGA
This is a messenger RNA of Aspergillus affinis, 1095 nucleotides long. RefSeq lists its product as uncharacterized. The record is from RefSeq and is a predicted model, not a curated record. NCBI's taxonomy places the organism in Eukaryota, Fungi, Ascomycota, Eurotiomycetes, Eurotiales, Aspergillaceae. The transcript has 2 exons. Bases 1 to 1095 code for a protein of 364 amino acids.